AUGGAUGACAUCGUUAACACAACUCUUUCCGCGGAUCCUCUGGAUAGAAUUAAGGAGAGAGCUUUUCUCCUUUAUUGGAAUGACAUAUACAAGGAAUUGUAUUUCCCGAAUACAAUUAUUUUGGCACUUUACCUAUUAAUUGGAAUCCCGGGUAACAUUGUUGUUAUCCUUGUAUAUCAGUUUCGACUUCGCAAAGAAAAAGAUGGACGAUACUUCAUCACCCCACUUGCGUACUUGGAUCUUCUAGCUCUGAUCAUUACUGCAUCCCUGAACCUGACGAGGAACACUCGUCAAGUUUUGUUUCCAGGACACGGAGUCUGUAGAAUGUUGCUGUAUCUGAGCUACAUGAGUACGUGUAGUUCUCUCUUUCUGCUUAACGUCAUCGCAGUUCAACGAUUCCAAAAGAUCUGUAGACCGUUUGGGCGGCAAAUGGAUGUGUUCUGGAAAAAAGCGUCGAUUGGAAUCUGCGUCUUGGUGUCUACAAUGCUUUACAUUCCGGUAUUGUUCUACUACGGAGUUAUUGAAAUCCGCAAUCCACAGCUUGGAAACAUCACCGGAUACCAGUGUAACAAGUUACCGGGUAGUGCUGCUCAGCUAAAAGGCCUCAGAAUAUUCCAGGGAUUCGGGUUCUUCAUCACGAUCUCGAAUGUUGUGGUGAUUACUGUAUUGUAUAUUAUCAUAACUGUUUCUAUCGUCAAACAAGUUAGAAAAAUGAAGUCCACCAAAGUCCAAGCGACAGGAGAUUCGAGCGGAACACCCGACACUACAGCGAUGUCUUAUGUUUCCAAACAUCAAACAAGCAUGUCUGCAGCAACCGAGAGCAGUGAAGCAUUAGAAUCCAGUGUUCAUUCCAUGUCCAAGUUAAAACCAACCAAACAAAAAAAGGCACAUCAAAAGUCUGACGCCAGACGAGGAGCCUUCCGAGUGUCCUUUAUGUUCAUGACAAUUUCAUUUGUCGGGUUCCUGGCCUACAUCCCAUCAUGGACGUUCAUCGUCAUAGAAACCAACAACCCAGUUUUCUGGAAAAGUAUGUCUACAACUGUAUUUCAUGUCUGCCUCGCGCUGCGGAGAAUGUAUAUGUUGAACCACUUCGCAAAUCCUUUCAUUUAUAGUGUUUUUGACAUUGCCUUCAGACAAGAAAUUAGAAAACUAUUCUGUGUCAAAUGA
Messenger RNA from Ostrea edulis (European flat oyster), 1167 nucleotides. Its product is annotated as orexin/Hypocretin receptor type 1-like. Gene Ontology annotation, biological process: neuropeptide signaling pathway. Bases 1 to 1167 code for a protein of 388 amino acids. The record is from RefSeq and is a predicted model, not a curated record. The transcript has a single exon. Lineage: Eukaryota; Metazoa; Mollusca; Bivalvia; Ostreida; Ostreidae. Gene Ontology annotation, cellular component: membrane. Gene Ontology annotation, molecular function: neuropeptide receptor activity.